CUCCAAGUGGAAUUGCAUUUUGGGCAGUUGAGAGGCCAAAGGUUUUGGGCGCCAGUGGUGGGUGGAGUGGUGUUACUUUGUUGGUAUCUGUUCCACUAUUCAAUGGAAGCGCUUUAGAAGUAGCGAGACACAUCAAGUGUUGCAAAAGAACGUGAACGUAGAUUAUGGGGUGCUUUUCUAGCAAAGAGUUUCAGAGCAACGGGAAGAAAAAGUACGGAGUGGUUUUGAUAGGCUUGGAUGGAUCAGGAGCAACAACUAUAUUGUAUUUUCUAAAGCUUGGAAAGCAAAUGAUGACAAUGCCGACCCUGGGUUGCAACACAGAAACAGUACAGUACGGAGAUAACGAACUGGUGAUAUGGGACAUCGGGGGUCUUGACAAGGUGCGAUCCUUAUGGUCAGAGUUUAGCAAGGACGCACAAGGAGUUAUAUUCGUAGUAGAUUCAUAUGACCGAGAAAGAAUACCCCAAGCUAAAGAAGCACUAUUCAAUUUUCUAAGAACACAAAAGCAAUCUGACCGUAAAGUCCCUUUGCUGGUCUUUGCAAAUAAGCAAGACAAGGAAGGUGCUUUAGCACCAGCAGACAUUGCAAACGAAUUAGAACUUCACAAACUGGCACUUCAAAGUUAUCAGGUGGUUCCUUGCUCAGGAAGAACAGGUGAAGGUCUCUCGGACGGUAUGAAUUGGUUAUUGACUGAAAUCAACAAGAACGUAAACUCUGGAGACCGCAAGUAGUAAAGUAGCUGUUAGAAAAGCUUCAUGUUACAAAAUAAACUGCUGGUUUGUUAUUUGUUUGAAUGUCACCAAAACUGGUGGCUGCUGCUUGGUUGAAAUGGAUAAGAUUCCUUUUAGGAAUAUCUUUGCACAAUUGGAAAGUUGUCUGGUCUUGUGUUACUGUGGUUUGAAGCGAAACCAACUAUAGGAAUUCCGGAUUGGUGAAGGAAACAUUGAAGUAAACUUACUUGUAACUCGAAACUUUCUCCAAACAGAACGAAGAACAGUCAAGGAGAAGGUGUCUUUUUGAAAACUUUUACAAUUCACCCACCGUGCUUGGCAAGUUUGUUAUACGAUAAAAGAAUCUUAUUUGUUCUUCCAUAAGAAACCCGUUUGAAACACUUGAACAGAUAGACUACAACGAAAAUAGUUCGCUGAUAGGCCGGACAUUCAAGGUAGAAUAUUCUGUUCUUACUUGUAGCAACGUCUAUAUUUUGUACGAUAUUACUGAAGUUUUAGUCUUCGAAUUCUCGUAAAUUUUGCUUGAAUAUAAUAUUUGAAGAAACUGUAAUGCUUGGUUUUUCUCAAGUCUUUCUUGAGUGUUGUUAUCAGUGAAAGUUUUCUACAUAUAGGUUUGCUAUUUAGAAUUGUAUAAUCCGAACAGUUACGAAAGCGAGCAAGAUGAGUUUACCUUC
Molecule: messenger RNA, 1405 nt
Organism: Galdieria sulphuraria
Lineage: Eukaryota; Rhodophyta; Bangiophyceae; Galdieriales; Galdieriaceae
Product: ADP-ribosylation factor
Exons: 1
Coding region: 165-731 (188 amino acids)
Biological process (GO): intracellular protein transport; vesicle-mediated transport
Cellular component (GO): cytoplasm
Molecular function (GO): GTPase activity; GTP binding
Source: RefSeq, a predicted model, not a curated record